Brassica rapa (field mustard) is the source of this 818-nucleotide messenger RNA. RefSeq names its product cytochrome b5 domain-containing protein RLF. NCBI's taxonomy places the organism in Eukaryota, Viridiplantae, Streptophyta, Magnoliopsida, Brassicales, Brassicaceae. Gene Ontology annotation, molecular function: heme binding; cytochrome-b5 reductase activity, acting on NAD(P)H. The record is from RefSeq and is a predicted model, not a curated record. Gene Ontology annotation, cellular component: cytoplasm.
UUUUUUUUUCUUUCACUGUUCUGUUUUCUAAUUCGAUUCUCUGUUUCCGGAGGCAGAAGCGAUUUCUACACUCUCUCUCAGAUCUACAAGCUCAAGAUGGAUACUACUAAGGAUGAUGAUUUCACAUUCUCAAAGGCUCUGCAACCUGAUAGUCAAGUUGUUUUAGAUGGCAUUGUCCUUAAAGAUGGAUUAGAUCCUCAUCUGAAUCAAAUUUCUCCAAAGGAAAACACAGUUGGAUCUCUCUCUUUCACGGUGACUGAUUCUUCUUCAUCUGAGAUGAUUCUCAAAGCUAGAAAGCCUAUAACUCGUACAAAAGUCCCAUUUGAAAAGGGUUAUAGCCAAAUGGAUUGGCUCAAACUUACUCGAACACAUCCCGAUCUUGCAGGUCUGAAGGGAGAGUCGAACAGGAGGCUUAUAUCAAUGGACGAAGUAAAGAAGCACAAAUCAGGAGAUUCUAUGUGGACUGUAUUGAAAGGACGCGUGUACAACAUAUCUCCUUACAUGAAUUUUCAUCCGGGAGGUGUUGAUAUGUUGAUGAAAGCCGUUGGGAGAGACGGUACGUUCUUGUUCAACAAGUACCAUGCUUGGGUCAAUUUUGAUGUCUUGCUUGAGAAAUGCCUUGUUGGAGUUUUGGAUGACUCCAAAGUGAUGAGCAAAUGUUAAAGAGGUUGAGAUUAUCAUAGAUGAUUCUUAUGUCAAAUAAGUGUUUACAUUUUGAUUAUUCAAAUCAAAACGCUGGUCACAACUUUGUACUGUGUAUUAGACUUUUGAUGUCAAUAUGAAUCAUUCAUUGAUCACACAGUAUGUGAUUAAUACAA